AUGGCUUCCGACCCCGGGAGAGAGUUUCUGUUCCUUAAUCAAUCUCUAUCUUCCAAACCCCGCUCGCAGAGGGAGAAAGAGCUCCAAGACGCCGAUCGUCGAGCCCACGCAGCUCGGAACUCUAGACUCAAGCGUCCCGUCCCGCAGACAGGCGACGGUGCUCCCUCCUCGAGAAGCCGCUCCUCGAAGAAACCUAGCCGUCGCCGAGUUGAAGCAGUUCAACAAGAUGACGAUGGUCUAGUGCCCCUAGUUGCCAAACAGAAUCUAGCUGUACGGCCCAAGACUCCAGAACCUCAACACACCGUCCUACCGCCGCCUUUCUCGUCAAAGUCCUUGACCUCCACAAUUCCCCUGGGGCAGGGCAAUCACGACCCCUUUGACACUGCUUCAAUCGGUGGCUUACCUCCUUUCAUCUACGAUAUCCUGGACCAUUCCUACCGCUUCGUCUGGCCUGCCGUGUUGAAUCAGGACCCGCAGACCGCUCAACAAUUCGCGGCCAUGAGACGGAGAAGCGCUCGGGAGAAUCCCUUUAUUCUUCACGCACAGAUUGCCAAUGCCGCGGGACACAAACUGCGGCUACUCCCGGCAGGUCACCAGUCUCGGUCACUGGUAACGCGAGCAAUAUCGUACCAUGAGCGGAAGGCUCUAGAAGCCGUUGCAGGCAUCCUACAGAAGGAUCCGUCGCCGCCCUGGGAGACUAUAGUUUUGGCCCUGCUUUUGGUGACAUGGCCCGCUGGGAUCCACGAGGACGCCCCGUCCAAGUAUCCUGUUUCGCCGAUGGCCACAGCCCAAAAUUUACACCUUUUCAAUAACAUGGAACUGACGCCCGGCCGAAUUCAACAGAUCCAGCGAUUAUAUCGUGUCCUCGAGCCUCUGGGUGGUCUGGAUGGACUCUCGACCCCUGAUCACUUGCAUGUGUUCAGUUUUGCGGACACGUUUGUCUCGUCUCGACUCGGCGUCCGCCCUCUCUGGCCGUGGCCCAAAAACCUGCACGACGCCUUCGAAGCAUUCAACAACCUUGUCCUUGAUCCUGAUGCCUUUCAACUGUCUCUGGUGAUGGGCCGGGGCUUCUCUUGUGUGAAAAAUGCUCAACUUUUACGACUUCUAAUGUUGGCCUGCAGAGCUACGCUGGCCGUCGAUCUGUAUCAGCGGAGGGUUCCCGCGGCACCCACGAUCCGGGAAAUAUGUACGGUCAGGAAUGCGGUGCAACACCAGCUUUGCUCGCUCGACCCGCCGCCUGAUCUGGUGCCUUCACAUGACGACUCGCUCUACAAUAUGGUCCGCCUUGCUACGCUGAUAUAUAGCGACUUGGUUCUUUUUCCGCUCGGCGAAUCCGUGAGCGUCAAGUCGCAACUUGCGUACGACCUGCGAAAAGCACUGGAGCUGCUCUUCACUGGGGUCCCGCUGAAAGCUCAGGCGGAAUGCGAGCUCACAAUCUGGUGCCUGACAAUGGGCACUAUGGCCUCCUCGGAGACGGUCCAUCGGGAAUGGUACGUCGAGCAGCUGGGACGAAGCUUGCGAGAGGACCGCCGCCUAUUGGACUGGAUUCUGUUCCAGACUCUGAUGUCGCAUUUCUUAUGGUGGGACCAUGUGCUCCAGCCGCGAUGCUGGGAUGGAUGGAACGAGGCGGCGCAAUCGAUUCAAGCGCACGCGUCAAGUUUUGUCACCACCGAGAACGAAGAUACCGUUGGUUGA
Molecule: messenger RNA, 1695 nt
Organism: Cladophialophora psammophila CBS 110553
Lineage: Eukaryota; Fungi; Ascomycota; Eurotiomycetes; Chaetothyriales; Herpotrichiellaceae
Exons: 3
Coding region: 1-1695 (564 amino acids)
Source: RefSeq, a predicted model, not a curated record